UCGUACAUCACAAUUUGGUUACUUUGGAAUUGGCGGUGAUGAGAAUAUGUUCGAAGGUGUUGGUUUUGGAUUUGGUGGAUUGUCAUCGAGUUAGAUGCAAACCUAGACAAGCUAUCUUAUCGCUCCGCGAAGAAAAUGGAGAUAUUAUAUUAUAUAUCUCGGAAUGUUCUUCAAACACGAGUCGGAAAUUUAAAAUCUCAGAAAACAUCGAAAGGCUAUUCACUGGUCAUAUCAAAGAAGGAAACUUGACGAUUCGUCUAAAGAACCCCCGUAAAGACAUAAUGAUACAUCAGGCUGAACUCUCAAAUUUAAUGAAGCUAGUAAAAAUUUUAAAUCUGAUAAAAUCGGGUAAUAAAAUACCUAUCGGAACUCUCAGCAACAGACCUGCUACAAACGAAGUCAGGAAAGUCGGUCAUCGCCGGCUAGUUAUAACAAGACGGGAAGACUAUCCUUUUUCUCAAGGCUUCGGUAUCGCUCUUCAUGAAGUAACUGCAACAGGAUUGAGAUUGCGUCAGUUUGAUACAAGACUGCUUAAACUUUCCGCUUUACGUUUUCUCGACUUGAGUGCUAAUUUACUGGAAACUAUUCCUCAGGAAGUACAAGAUCUCAACGUGGCUCAUUUAUGUCUAAGUAAAAACCACAUCACAAGAUGGCCAUCAGUUUCUAGCAGUUCGCCACUACCUAAAACCUUGGAAUUUCUUGAUCUAAGCAGCAACAAUUUGAUGUGGUUACCAGAUGAUUUUUGGGUUCUUACAAACCUUAGGAACGUCAAUCUUUCAAAUAACGGCUUGCGCGGUCUUCCAGUUGCCUUUCUGCACAAGUUAGAUCGUCUCUGUGUGCUUAUUUUGAAUGAUAACAAAUUGGAUUCUUUACCGUCCAUACUGCCGUCUCGUCGACUUAACCAGCUAGUGGUUUACAACAAUCCGUUUCUACCUGCCGAUUUGGCUGUUAAACCAAGUGGUGUUGUCCCAACAUUGCUCAACUGGGCAUCUUCAAGUCUUCUCCGUAGUAAUUGGUAUCCAUGCCUCGAAAACAUCUUACCCUGGGAUUUGCGUAUCCGUUUAGCAGUACUUCGAAUUUGCUUAUGCUGCCGUUUACACUGCGGUGUGAACCCUUACCGCAUCCUUGUAUCGUACAAAAGCUGGGUGAACAUUUCUUGCGACCGACAAAACCCGCCAAACAUUCUGACAUACUUAUGCAGUGAUAAGUGUUUAGCAACGUUCAGUUCCGGUACUUGGAGAUACACUUUAGAUUAGUUUCUGGUUGAUACUUCCUUUUUUGUGUGGAGUCCUAAUUUCUUUCUAAACACUUCAGUGUUGCAAACCUACUUAUCAAUGAUGACUGUAUCACUGAUGAAUACACAUAUUUCUCCUCUAAUUUCAUUGUUUUAUUGAAGACAGUUGGAUAGUGAAUAUUUUCGAGACGGAUGAAGUUGGUAGACGUUGGGGUAACUCAAAACGGUAGUAAGGAUUUUGCAGCUAGUUCAAUGAAUUAGAUGAGCGU
Schistosoma turkestanicum is the source of this 1503-nucleotide messenger RNA. The record is from the annotation of a GenBank genome assembly. Lineage: Eukaryota; Metazoa; Platyhelminthes; Trematoda; Strigeidida; Schistosomatidae.